This is a messenger RNA of Mangifera indica (mango), 1140 nucleotides long. Its product is annotated as NAP1-related protein 2-like. The record is from RefSeq and is a predicted model, not a curated record. Gene Ontology annotation, cellular component: nucleus; chromatin. The transcript is spliced from 10 exons. Gene Ontology annotation, biological process: nucleosome assembly. NCBI's taxonomy places the organism in Eukaryota, Viridiplantae, Streptophyta, Magnoliopsida, Sapindales, Anacardiaceae. Gene Ontology annotation, molecular function: chromatin binding; histone binding. Bases 138 to 923 code for a protein of 261 amino acids.
UCCACUUUCUCAUUCCACCCACGUACAAAGGCAAGGGAGAGUAAAGUGAAGCAAACCCACUAGGGUUUUAGACAGUCAUAGAGAGCGGGAGGGGGAUUUAGAGUUAGGUUUUUUUGUUAUUAGCUACCAAGAAAAGCAUGGUGGCAGACCAGAGCAAGAAGACCAGACUAGAAGAAGAAAACGCCGAGCAAAUCGACUCAGAACUUGUUCUUUCCAUCGAGAAGCUUCAGGAGAUCCAGGAUGAGCUUGAAAAGAUCAAUGAAGAGGCAAGUGAGAAAGUUUUAGAGGUGGAGCAGAAAUAUAGUGAGAUACGCAAGCCAGUCUAUGAUAAGCGGAAUGACAUCAUUAAAUCCAUUCCUGACUUCUGGUUAACUGCUUUUAUUAGUCAUCCGGCUCUUGGUGAACUUUUGAGUGAAGAGGAUCAAAAGAUAUUUAGGCACUUGAGCUCUCUGGAGGUGGAGGAUUUUAAAGAUGUCAAAUCAGGAUACUCUAUUACAUUUAACUUCAACCCUAAUCCUUAUUUUGAGGAUACCAAACUUACUAAGACUUUCACCUUCCUUGAUGAUGAAGGUUCAGUGAAAAUUACUGCUACAACAAUCAAGUGGAAAGAAGGAAUGGGUUUACCAAAUGGAGUUAAUCAUGAGAAGAAAGGAAACAAGCGGCCAUUUGCUGAAGAAAGUUUCUUUAGCUGGUUUAGUGAUACUCAGGAGAAGGAGACCAUGGACGGCAUGCAUGAUGAUGUUGCAGAGAUCAUCAAAGAGGAUUUAUGGCCCAAUCCUCUUAAUUAUUUCAACAAUGAAGCCGAUGAAGAGUUUGAAGGGGAUGAAGCCGAUGAAGAGGGAAAAGAAGACAAUGACUCUGAUGAUGAUGAGGAUGAUCUAGAAGAUGAUGAUGAUGAAGAUGGUGACGAGGAUGACGACUGAGUUAAUCUUCAGUCGAAUCAAACAGUCACUUGUAUGAGCUUUCUUUGCUUGGGUACCAACAUAUUGUAAAUUUGUCUCUAGUGGUUUCUCUAGUAAAGUGAUGGGGAGGGUGACCAACUUUGACUUUUUUCAUGAUAGUUUUCUUUAUUGUGUAAGCAACAUCCAUAGUCAACAGGCCAUGGUUCACUGUUAUUUAAUUUUAAAGGCCCUUCUAUCA